Molecule: messenger RNA, 1636 nt
Organism: Salvia splendens (bonfire salvia)
Lineage: Eukaryota; Viridiplantae; Streptophyta; Magnoliopsida; Lamiales; Lamiaceae
Product: allene oxide synthase 1, chloroplastic
Exons: 2
Coding region: 42-1574 (510 amino acids)
Biological process (GO): jasmonic acid biosynthetic process; sterol metabolic process
Cellular component (GO): chloroplast thylakoid membrane; chloroplast envelope
Molecular function (GO): heme binding; oxidoreductase activity, acting on paired donors, with incorporation or reduction of molecular oxygen; monooxygenase activity
Source: RefSeq, a predicted model, not a curated record
UCCAGCCAUACUUCCCUCAUCCAUCACGUGAAAAAUACACCAUGACUUCUUCUUCCACUUCACAUUUCUCUCUUUCUUGUUUCUCUCCUUCCAAUCUCCAUUUCUCUUCACAAACAAAACCACCUAAACCGGUUAAACAGCGGGUCAUCACCGGCACUAUAUCGGAAAAGCCACCGAUCUCCCCGCCAGAAAAACCCUCCAAACAUCCGAUCAGAAACAUUCCCGGCGACUACGGUCUUCCCCUGAUCGGUGCCUGGAAAGACAGGCAAGACUACUUCUACAACCAAGGCACCGAUGAAUUCUUCAAAUCAAGAAUCCAAAAAUACCAAUCCACCGUCUUCCGCACCAACAUGCCCCCGGGCCCCUUCAUCUCCUCCAACCCCAACGUCGUCGCCCUGCUCGACGGCAAGAGCUUCCCGGCCCUCUUCGACACCGAUAAGGUAGAAAAAAGGGACGUCUUCACCGGCACUUUCAUGCCCUCCACCGACCUCACCGGCGGCUACCGCAUCCUCUCGUACCUCGACCCCUCUGAGCCCAACCACGCCAAGCUCAAGAAGCUCGUCUUCUUCUUGCUCUCCUACCGCCGCGACCAUGUCCUCCCGGAGUUCCACGCCAGCUACACUGAUAUGUUCGAGGCCUUGGAGGCCGAGAUCGCUGCGAACGGGAAAGCCAGCGUAAGCGGCCCCAACGACGCCGCCGCUUUCAAUUUCUUAGCCCGAGCAUUCUACGGAGUCAACCCGAAUGAUACCAAGCUGGGACCCGACGGCCCGACUAUAAUCGCAUUAUGGGUGUUGUUCCAACUCCACCCUAUUAUCAGUCUCGGCCUCCCUCGUCUAAUUGAAGAUCCCCUCCUGCACACGUUCAGCUUGCCGUCAUUCCUUAUCAAGGCAGGCUAUAACCGUUUGUACGACUUCUUUUUCGAGAACUCGGCUCAGAUCCUCGACCACGCGGAGAACACCCUCGGCCUGGCCCGGGACGAGGCCUGCCACAACCUCCUCUUCGCCACGUGCUUCAACACCUUCGGCGGGAUGAAGAUCUUCUUCCCCAGCUUGCUCAAGUUGGUCGGCGGCGCGGGGCCCAAGCUCCAUCUCGACCUCGCUAGAGAGAUCCGUGCCGGCGGCGUCGGGAUGGCGGCAAUGGAGAGAAUGCCUUUAAUGAAGUCGGUGGUGUACGAGGCGCUGCGGAUAGAGCCACCGGUGCCGGCGCAGUACGCCAAGGCGAAGAAAGACUUUGUGGUGGAGUCGCACGACGCGGCGUUCGCGAUCAAGGAAGGGGAGAUGCUGUAUGGGUACCAGCCGCUGGCGACGAAGGAUCCGAAGAUAUUCGACCGGGCGGAGGAGUUUAUACCGGACCGGUUCGUCGGGGAGGAAGGGGAGAAGCUACUGAAGCACGUCCUCUGGUCUAAUGGGCCGGAAACUGAGAGCCCAAGUGUUGAGAACAAGCAGUGCGCAGGGAAGGAGUUUGUGGUGCUCAUAGGAAGGCUGUUAUUGGUGGAACUCUUCCUCCGGUAUGACUCGUUUGAAAUUGAUGGCACCACCGAUGUAGUAACUUCUCUGAAACGGGCCAGUUUUUAGAUUCUUUGUUUUUAUUUAGAGUCAUACUAUUCAAUGAAUAUUAUGUUCAUUUACUUGAUAAA